Molecule: messenger RNA, 1305 nt
Organism: Manduca sexta (tobacco hornworm)
Lineage: Eukaryota; Metazoa; Arthropoda; Insecta; Lepidoptera; Sphingidae
Product: venom protease
Exons: 10
Coding region: 46-1245 (399 amino acids)
Biological process (GO): proteolysis
Molecular function (GO): serine-type endopeptidase activity
Source: RefSeq, a predicted model, not a curated record
AUUAGAAUAUCGCGUGUUGCCAGACGUUUCAGUUUGUUUCGAACUAUGGUUUAUAUUUUAAUAAUUUUAGUGAUUUGCAAUUUUAGUUGUAUUAGUUGUCAGUCCGGGACAGUGGAAAGCAGGAUUCAUUUUAAAGAUGAAGGGCCGGAAUGUUUUGAUGCAAAUAAAAAGGGCACCUGUGUUAGUGCUCACAGAUGCCUUGAUGUAGUUAGAAAACUUAAAGACGGAGAGAAACCCACGAUAUGUGGCUACCAAGGCACGGAACCAAUGGUGUGUUGUACAGACUGUACUCUGGUUGAUAAUAUUAGUAAUUUGGUUGUAAGUUCCAUAUCCGGGUACCUGUGGAAGGAUGGUCAGAAAGCGUGGGACAAGUGUCUGGAAUACGUUGACAAGCUGUCGUACCCAUGCGCUUCAACCUACUCCCACUACCUCAGCUCCGUUUGGGAGAAAGAUAAGGAGUGCAGUAUGGUUCAGUUUGUUGGCGUGAGGCGAUUUGCCUCGUACAAUGGACAACCGGCUAAACGGAACGAGUACCCUCACAUGGCUCUGCUCGGCUACGGCGACGACCAGGAGACGGCGCAGUGGCUCUGCGGCGGCUCAGUGAUCAGUGAUCAAUUCAUCCUCACGGCCGCACACUGCAUCUCUACAAAUCUCUUGGGUCCAGUACGUUUCGCAGCGCUAGGAAUACUGCAGCGAUCGGAUCCAGUAGAGUUAUGGCAAGUUUACAAGAUCGGCGGCAUAGUUCCCCAUCCGCAGUAUAAGUCACCUAUCAAGUACCACGACAUUGCUCUCCUGAAGACUGAAAACAAAAUAAAGUUUAAUGAGAACGUGCUGCCAGCGUGUUUGUUCAUAGAGGGCAGGGUGGGUGGGAGUGAGCAGGCUAAAGCGACCGGGUGGGGCGCGCUCGGACAUAAACAGACUGCAGCUGACGUUCUGCAAGUGGUGGACCUUCAAAAGUUCAGUGACGAAGAGUGCGGAAGUACCUACCGUCCUUACCGGCAUUUGCCUCAAGGCUACGACAGCGCCACGCAGAUGUGCUACGGCGACAAGGGAAAACUGAACAUGGACACCUGUGAGGGCGACAGCGGCGGUCCUCUACAGUUCCAGAACUCCUCGCUCCACUGCAUACACAUAGUAGCGGGUGUGACGUCAUUCGGCGACGCGUGCGGGUUUGCGGGCGGCGCCGGGAUGUACACACGAGUCUCGCACUAUAUACCCUGGAUCGAGAGCGUUGUAUGGCCGUGAUUAUGAAUAAUAGCAUUAUUUAUAUUUUUAUUAAUAAAAUAAUUUUCUUUUGGAAAUUUC